UUUGUCCGUUUAAAAUCACUGAAUAAGACUGAGAAACCUACUAAGCCAACGCUACAGGACGACCCAGCCGGCAAACAAAGUGGUGCCGCCUCGUUUACAGCAGGACGCAAACCCCCGCAAGCUCGAGAGAACGCAAUUCAUUGACCAAAGAAAAACAAAUCAAAACAAAGCGACAACAGCGCUCGAUUCACAAGCACGAGAGCAGCGAUCAUCUGGCUCGACACACGCUGUUGGAGAAGGACGGCGAGCGAGCGAGCGCGCGCGCGCGCGCGCGCACCCAGUGCGGCAUUAUUUCAGGCGGCAUCGCAGCCGUGCGACGCCUCAGUCGACCGACAGACUGCACCAGAUGCUGAUCGCGGCGUGGUCGCACUACACAGAGAGAGAGAGAUCGAGAGGAUAGAGACAGAGAGAGAGAGAGAGAGAGAGAGAGAGAGAUCGCAAAACAGAAAGUGCAGUGUUGCGGAAGGUAGGCGCGCGCGCGCGCGCACAUUGUGAGAGCAAUUUGGCAACAGAAUUCAGGGAAAAGAAGGAAAAGCGGUGAAAAUCCUCAAGGACCGUGGCGGGGGUGACCAAACAACAAACAAGAAAGCGUCAACAAAUCGGUUUAAUGUUUUAAAAGCGUGUGAAACGUGUCCGCGUUUUUUUUUUUUUUGAGGAGGGAAUUUUUCGUGCAAAGUUCCUUGCUCCCAAAAAAAAAAAAAAAUUAUUAUAAUUUCCCCCCCCCAAGUGACCGUGAUCUUGAAUUGCUGGCUUGAUUAACGCAUCAACUGGCGUUGGAGUCAACCGACCCAGCAGAGGCCCCCGCGAGUGCUGGUUUGUGGCUGGUGUUUCGUUUGUGGAAAACUCUGCACCGCCUGAAUCAACAAUCAACCUGCUGUACAAUCAAACUUGCCGUCUGUCUGUGCGGCCUUUGCCCACACGAGGAUACGCCGCAAACCACGGCAGGUCUUGUCAACAACAGCAACAACAGCAAAAGUGCGCAAAAUCGGCACGACCGGGCAAGAUUCGCACGCUCGCACGUUCGGCCUGGUGGCCAGUGACAUUUCUAUUAAUAGUGAAAAUUCUUGCAAACACAAACACACCCCGCUGCCGACCCGGUUUCAACCAAAACAAUCGGUGUACAAAAGCAAAACACAGCACGAAAAUAAUCGUUGCGUGCGUAAAGCAAUCGCCGUGGUGCGUUUUCGGUGUGCAGACCGCAGGCGCAAAGACGCAAAGAACGCUGUGCCUAGCCGCGCAGGUCGCAGGUGAGAAAGGACUUUCCCCCGUGCGCUAAGGCAGGACCCCUUCCACCUCCCGCCCCUCUCAAACUGGGAAUUUAAUAGAACCUCGCCGCUGACCCCACGGAGGAUGGAGCGGACCGAGCUGUUGCUGGCAGAGAUGACCGAAGGGAGCAGCAGCAGCACGGUACAGGCGGCGUCGGCGGCCUACACCGCCAAGCUGAUCGGGCGUGCAGAAAGCGAAGUGCCGAUGGUGUCGAUGGAUGGUGAGGCCCACCCGAACAUGACGCUGGCCGCCGUCGGGCUCGGUGCACUGGUCGCACUCAUCAUACUGCUCACGCUGAUCGCCUUCAUAACGCGCCGCGAGCGAAGUGCGCAAAGCAAGGACCCUGCCGGGCAAGGACCCGGAACGCCCGCUCCAGUGCCGACCGGCGGAACCCGACCCAAGCGACCCGACACGACACCGAGCCUGGCUGCUGCCAAGUUUCCCCCGGUGGGACCUGGUCCCGCGCCACGCUGCGUAACGUUUGCGAACGAUUUCGAGCUGGUAGACGUAGUGGUAACGCGAAUGUGAACGCAAUGCGAACAGGAAGCCUUCCCGCCGAAGGCACUGUCGUUGUUUUGUUGUUGUUGUUUUUAUUGUGUAUAGAGACUGCUUUGUAACACGGCUACAGAGCUGCUAGGUGUAGGUAAGGGAAUGUGUGCAGGGGGGGAAAGCAACGGGUGCAACCUUUUAGGGCGUAGCUUUAAGUGAGUUUUGCGUGCGGAGAUGUAACGAGUGCACUUAGAUGUUGUUAGAAUUAGUGGACUGGGUCGUCCUGAAGUGGUUCGGCAUUGGUAGAUUCGGUGGCGCGCGUGUGUGUGGUAGCUUCGCAAGUUCUAAGUGACAAGGGUUCUACAACGAUCUUCGACUAUUGGUGGCACACUUUCUGCCCUCUUUCCGACUCCCGUGUCUUGCAAUGACAGCGCCAUCUCGAAUGUCACGAUGCUGUCAUUGCAAGAAACGGUGCGAAGUGAUACUAGUUUGGUGCGAUAAUGAUGCUCUUGUUGCAUCUUCAGGGUCGUGAAAUGUGGAUUUAGAUGAACAUUGACACUCCAAUACGGGUGACACCUUAAUCCACAUCAACAUCCCACGCAAGAUUCAGCAAGAUCUUCCUCACCAUCGUCAUCAAACGCAUCACACUCACACUACAUCCGCAAAAGGUGCAGAAAGUGUGCCUCCACCGUCCGGAACUCGGACACCGGCAACUCCUGUAAAACCACUGCUGGCACUGGGCCAGUGCAGGGGCGGUGGCACAUCACAGCACAGCCUUAUGCAACGAUCGCGCGUCAGAUGCGUCCCAGCACCAUCGCCAGCAGGGCCAUGCGCACGUACAUUCCAUACUCGGCCUGGCGGAAGUAGGCCGCCCGCGGAUCGCUGUCAAUCUCCACGCUGAUCUCGAAGACGCGCGGCAACGGGUGCAUCACGAUCAUGCGUCGCUUCGCGAGCGUCAUUAUCUGGGGCGUUAGGAUCAGCUGUCCGCAGCACUGCAAGGAAGCCAAACAGAGGGGGGUUUUAGCAGACUAGGAAAUAUGCAUGAGGGAGAGAGAGAGAGAGAGAGAGAGAGAAACAGCUAACCUUCUCGUACUCCUGCUCGCUCUCGAACCGCUCGCGCUGGAUGCGCGUCAUGUACAGCACGUCCGUGUCGGCGAUCGCGGACUCGAGCGUGUCGAACUGGCGCUGCGAGAUGCCCUUCCGGUCGACGUACUCGCGGAUGUGGGCCGGCAUCUCCAGCCCGGGCGGGCAGACGUACCGCACGUUCACGUUGUACAUCGUGAGCAGCCGGGCGAGCGAGUGAACCGUCCGGCCGUGCUUCAGGUCGCCCGCCAUCGUGAUCGUCAGCCCGUUCACCGUGCCGAUCUCCUCGCGUAUCGUGAAGAUGUCCAGCAGGGCCUGGGUCGGAUGCUCGCCGACGCCGUCGCCCGCGUUUAUCAGCGGCUUGCGGCAGUGCUGGGCAGCGCGCUGGAAAUAAAAGUAUAACACAGUACGAAAAUACAAACAAACAGCAAUUGUUAUUGAUUCUCGCUCGCUGCUUUGGCGCUCUGCUGAACGGUUCUAGUGGUGGGAGGAUUCCCAAUCGAAUUAAUUCAGAAUGAAUAAGAAAGGUAAGAUCUGAGUUAAAUCACUCAUCAGGUAGUAACUCUUAAACGAGUCAUUUAACCAGCGAACAAUUUCGAUUCACUGACACUGAGUUACUAGUUGAAGCGAAGAGAUGAAUCACAAAUCAUUUCAAAAUCAGCAUCAGUUGAAACAUAAAUGCGACAAGUAGGCGCCGAAAGUUAAAUCACUGAUCGAUGGAAAGGAUUUUUUAACUAAAAAAAUGUAAUUCACCACAAUGAGCUACGAUUCGGUAAUAUGGGGAUAAUUAUUAAUCGAGUUCUAACUUUCAACAGAGUGAAUCGACUCACGAGCUAUAUAAUUCACACACAGUGAGUUGUUGUUCCCACUCUUUGAGCUUGAACUCUGGAAAAACCUUAAUUUCCGAACGAUUGAGUCAAUAUAAAUGAAUUACUAAACGGAA
Anopheles arabiensis is the source of this 3781-nucleotide messenger RNA. RefSeq lists its product as uncharacterized. The transcript has 3 exons. The record is from RefSeq and is a predicted model, not a curated record. Lineage: Eukaryota; Metazoa; Arthropoda; Insecta; Diptera; Culicidae. The coding region runs from base 1351 to 1794 and encodes 147 amino acids.